This is a messenger RNA of Trametes versicolor FP-101664 SS1, 327 nucleotides long. RefSeq lists its product as uncharacterized. The record is from RefSeq and is a predicted model, not a curated record. The transcript has a single exon. The annotation marks the transcript as partial. NCBI's taxonomy places the organism in Eukaryota, Fungi, Basidiomycota, Agaricomycetes, Polyporales, Polyporaceae.
UUCACGUACAACGUCAUCUGCAUGUAUCUGCGAAAGCUCUUGGAACGAUUCCGUGUUCAUUUCCCCGACCUCGUGCCAUUGGUGGAGGACUUGUUGUGCUGCCUGCCAAAAUUCCACAGCCAUGCCCACAAGGAACUCUGUCAGAUUGUCUAUGCGCUCUCAUACACCACCGGGUUUGGCCUGAGCCACGGUGAGGGCGUCGAGACACCUUGGGCCGAGCUCAACUUCGCUGGUCUUACGACACGCGAGAUGACGGCCGGUGCACACCACGACGUGUUGAAUGACUUAUUCAACUUCUGGAACAGGCAAAAGUUAGAGAACAUCGGU